Vicia villosa (hairy vetch) is the source of this 1804-nucleotide messenger RNA. Its product is annotated as FBD-associated F-box protein At4g10400-like. The transcript is spliced from 5 exons. NCBI's taxonomy places the organism in Eukaryota, Viridiplantae, Streptophyta, Magnoliopsida, Fabales, Fabaceae. The record is from RefSeq and is a predicted model, not a curated record. The coding region runs from base 119 to 1375 and encodes 418 amino acids. Gene Ontology annotation, molecular function: protein binding.
UUUCUUAUUCAGUAGAUAAUUGAAAUUGAUAACAUCUGUACUUCUUUUUUUCUCUUUCUAAUGGUUUAAUGUAAUGAAUACUCUGAAAUAAUUUUUCAGAGUCACCGAUACGGCGGCGAUGGCGCCGAAGAUGUUAAUCUCUAACCGACGGAAAGAAGUAGAAAAGCACGGAGGAGUCACCGAUCGGAUGAGUAGUUUACCGGACUCUGUACUGUGCCACAUCCUAUCGUUCCUCCCAACCAAAACAUCUGUAGCUACCAUGAGUCUUGUGUCUCGCAGGUGGCGUCACCUAUGGCAGCAUCUGCAGGUUUUUGACUUCGCCGACGACUCGGACAAUACAGUCGGAGGGUUAAAAAAGUUCAAAAAAUUUGCAUUAUUCGUGAAUGCUGUGCUCGCCUUCCGCAAAUCCCGCGACAUUCGAAACUUUCAACUCAGUUGCGACCUCCGUGCAUCCGAACGUAAGUUUCGUCGUGACUGCGCUGAUAUGUGGAUCUGUGCUGCCAUUAACCCCAAUCUCGAACAACUGUCUAUCUCAAUUUCUGACUUCUGUGUGGAAGAAACCAUGGCCCUCCUCCCUCAUUCGCUUUUGAAUUGCACCAACCUUGUUUCACUCAGUCUUGUAGGUGAUAUCAAAAUGAAUGUUGAACAUUUUGAGCUUCAUUUUCCAUCACUUAAGUGCCUCAAACUGGAUUCACAUAUUGUCGAUUCCGAAUUUCUCUUGCUCUCUGCCUGCCCCAUCCUUGAAACUUUGCAGCAUAAUUACUUUCAUCCCAGAACUUGGACCAAAGUUUCUGUGCCACCUUCCUCCGAGAGGUUGAAUUUCACCGAUGGGAGUUUCUCUUGGACUUUUCUUGAAGUAGAUUAUUUCGACAAAGUCACAUUUGGCAUCAUUGGCAACUUCCAGAGUAUGGUGGAAGCAUGCAUGGACUUCUUUCCCUCACAAAUAAGUGAAUUUGUCGACCCUAUUCUCAACCGCAUCCAAGAUUCCUUUAGUGGGAUAGAUAUACAGUUGCGUCAUUCAACAUCAAAGUGCUCACUUCCCUCUCGGACUCUAAGUUAUCCUGAAUUUCGCAAUUUGCAUCAUCUAAAGUUCAUUCUUCCCUGUUUCAACUCAAAUCUUCUAGUCAACGUGCUUGACAAGUGUCAUAAGAUUGAAGUUCUCAUUAUCCAGAGCAACAAGGAGGAACAAUCACCUUUAAGAACAUGGGACCCGGAAUCAACAACAGUUCCUAAGUGUCUCAAAUCCUGCCUAAGUUAUAUUCACAUAGAAGGAUAUCAAGGAUUUGAAGAUGAGUUGACAUUUGUUGAAUAUAUUUUGCGGAACGGGAUUGUUUUGGAGACAAUGCUUAUUUUUGUUGAUACUUCAAUGGAAUAGACAAAUAAGCAUUAUUCUCUCAAAAGAUUAACCGACAUACCAAGGAGCUCCACCAUGUGCCAACUUAAAUUUGACCCAACUGUAACUUCUUAAGGAAACUUCUAUUGGCUUUGAAUAACUUUUCCUGCUAUAUGUUUGGCACUGUAUUUUAAGUGCCAUGAUUUCGGAUGCUGGCAAAUUCAUGUUCGGUCAAAUGCUCGGGGCUUCCUUAAAAACAUGACAUUCAUAUGAUAUCAAAACAUAUAAAUAUGUAUUUUGCAAUUUCAGUUUGUUGGCUAAUAUCAAGACAUGGUAUGUCAAAAGGUCAUACUAAGUUUGUUGAAAAUCAUUGGAAAAUCUGACUUAUCACCUUUAAAUAUGGGUUUUUGAGUCGCUUGUUUAGAGUGACUAUUUAUUUGUUGCUUAUUUAUUUGUAUCUGUGUUUGAAGU